Molecule: messenger RNA, 3890 nt
Organism: Astyanax mexicanus (Mexican tetra)
Lineage: Eukaryota; Metazoa; Chordata; Actinopteri; Characiformes; Acestrorhamphidae
Product: C2H2-type zinc finger protein
Exons: 5
Coding region: 395-1957 (520 amino acids)
Biological process (GO): regulation of transcription by RNA polymerase II
Molecular function (GO): RNA polymerase II cis-regulatory region sequence-specific DNA binding; DNA-binding transcription factor activity
Source: RefSeq, a predicted model, not a curated record
AAAAAGAAAACAUCAUUCACACUUUACACACUACAGAGGUAGAAAUUACCACAAUAAAUGUGUUUUUAAGGUUAGAAAAUGUUUAUAAAAAAUAAAUAAGCAGGACUGGUACGUUUUAUUUCUUCUUAUGAACACACUUCAGCUGUUAAUGAAAAAAAACUAUGGUUUAGGGUCUAGUGGCUCUUUAAGUUUUGAUUGCGGAGCGGAAGCGGGACUUUUAUUUUGAUUUUGGUUACCCGGAUGUAACUUCUCGCGCCACUGUUACCAGUGUUAUCUGUGUGUUGUGUGUAGAGGCGAGCAAUGCUGCGGUUGACUGCAGCUGUUUGUGAUCGAUCUGGUUAACGGAUUAAUUUAUCGGGUCUUUAAUCGAUUAGCGGACUGAUCGGCGGGACUGAUGUCUGUGCCGGCGCUGCACGCGCACCUGGCGGCGGUGGUGGAGGCGCUGAUCCGCGCGGCGGUGGCGGAGAUGAGCGCACUGCUGUUGCUGCGGGACAAGCACAAGAGCACGAGCGCCACCACAACAACAAGAACACAAACAACAACAACAACAGAAAAAGACACAGAACCGACACAGAGAGCAGCGCUGUUACUGCAGGGGGAGAACGAGCAGAGACUGAAGAAGUUCGCGUCAGUCAUGGAAGUCCUGGGCAAUGAGGCUCUAGGUAAGAUCAUCAAGCUUGUGGAUGAGACCAAGUUUCUGCUGGAACUAGAGUGCAAGACUUUUUCAGGAAAGAGAGCACAGCACCCGGGGAGCAUCCUGAACAUCCUCUCAGUGGGAGAGCUGGAGGAGGAACAUUCCUAUGAUGGAUGUGGAAGAAGCUCGGAGACGAGAAUGCAAGAUGAGUCUGCAGACACAGAUGAGCCUCAGCAACCAGACUCUCCAUUAACCCUGGCAGUGACCAUCAAAGAUGAAUUUGGAAACAUUGACCUGAAGUCCAUCAUAGCAGGUCAUUUGGAGCUGACUUCCACAGAAGGUCGAACAACAGAAGAGGGCAACGAAGCUGAUCAAGACAUUGGGAGCUUUGGAGGACGUAGAGCUUACAUAUGUUCAGAGUGUGGGCGAAGUUUCUCCACAGUGAGCAACCUCAAAUCCCACCAGCGCAUCCACACAGGUGAAAAACCCUUCGGCUGCGUGCUCUGCGGCAAGGCCUUCGCCCACAAGCAGAGCCUGGUGGACCACCACCGCGUGCACUCUGGGGAUAAGCCCUUCAUCUGCAAAGUGUGCGGCAAGUGCUUCGGCAAGGCGGCGCACCUGAAGACGCAUGAGAUCAUCCACACGGACGAGAAGCCGUUCAGCUGCGACAAGUGCGGCAAAAAGUUCAACAUUGCUCAGAACCUGGCGAGGCACCAGCUGACGCACACGGGCCAAAAGAGCUUUGUCUGCUCCAGUUGCGGGAAGAGCUUCACGCGGGCCAAGACGCUCAUCACGCACAAGCUGAUCCACACGGGCCAGAAGCCCCACACCUGCAUAGUGUGCGGCAAGUCCUUCCGGCACGCUGUAAACCUGCGCAACCACGAGCGGAUCCACACCGACUUACGACCGUACCCCUGCGACCUCUGCGGCAAGACCUUCCGGCAGGCGGUCAACCUCAAGAUCCACAAGCGCAUUCACACCGGUGAGAAGCCCUUCACCUGCAAGGAGUGCGGUAAGAGCUUCAGCCAGCAGAGCAGCCUCAUCUCGCACGGCCGCACGCACUCGGACCUAAAGCCCUUUGGCUGUCGGUACUGUGAAAAGUGGUUCAACAACUCCAACAGCCUGAAGCUCCACGAGAGGAUCCACACGGGCGAGAAGCCGUAUAACUGCGAGUCCUGCGGCAAGUCCUUCAGCCAGGGGAGCCAUCUGCGGACGCACAAGCGGCAUGUGCACGGAGGGGGCAAACAGUAUAUAUGCGACAAGUGUGGAAAGCGCUAUGCAGACCCGCGCAACCUGAAGCUACACAAGUGUGUGUAUGCUUGAGUACAACUCGGACUCAGGACUCAGGACUUUUUAAAGGGGAAUUCCACAAUAUUGUUAAAAUCUGCUGCAUUAUUCAGUGUUUAAAAGGUGGUUUGAUUUAUUAUUAAGAAAUGUGCCAACUCUGUUUUUUUUUUUUUUUUUUCAUAUGAAAUGGGUGUUGAUUGACACAAAUAUGACCUUUUUUAUUUAAUAUCCAAUCCCACCAGUCAAGCAAUUAGUCUUUUCAGUUCUAUAAGGAAUGUUGAUAAUGGUAGAAUUGUUGCAAAUCAGUUGCAAUUGCAAAAAAUAGGCUAUAAAAUAAGUUUUGCCUCCCAUUUUUAUGAAUGUAUCUCUCUACCAUGAAUUACAAGUUAUACAUGAGUUGCGAAUACAGUAAUAUACCUAUUUAAAAUUCUUAUUUUCAGAAAUAUGGUUGCACAAUGCACAUUAUUUGCAGAUUAAUCUUGCUCUUUUGUCUUUAAACUCCCACCGUUUUUGAGAUAUUGAUACUGUUCCAAGUCCAGAUUGAAACACACAUUAAACCAACCAGUAACCACCUAGUAUGCAAUAGAAAACCUCCUAUCAGGAUCUUAGCAACCAAUACCUUUUUUAGCCACCAUCUAGCAACAGUUUAGCAUCCAACAGCUACACCAUAGCAGCAUUUAGAAACUGCUUAGCAACCAACCCGUUACAAUAGAUUAACAUCUCAGCAACCAACAGCUUCACCAUAGCAACAUCUCAGUAACCAGUAGAGUUUUCUCAGAAUUCUAGUAAAACAGUGUUUCAGGUAGUAUAUUUAUAUCAAAGUUUAAUGUUAUGAGUUUCUGCCAUGAUGUUUUUUACACCAAUUCAACUUUCCUCACAUCUUAAUCACUUAAUUAUAUGAAUUUUACAAUUUUAAAACAAUAGUGGAAUUCCUCUUUCCGGGAAAAAAAACCUUGCAAAAAAAAAGAGUUCUUGCAGCAGUGCCAUAAAAGAACCAUUUUUGAUUCCUUAAAAAAAAAACAUAAUAAUAUAAAAAACAAGCUAAAGCUCCUAAAGGUUUAAAGAAACUUCACUGAGUGUGGCUUACCAGGCAUCAGUAUUGGAUAAACAGAUUAUAUUAUUGUAUCUGCCAGUUUGCCCCACCCAUUUCACACUGAUGUGUGUUUCAGCCUAUGCUGCAGGUUUAGUUAGCCAGUCAAAACAUUUGUUGUGAAAAAACAAAAUUAUAACUGUUUUUGUUUCAUAACCCCAAACGUCAAAAGCACAAUUCCAAUGCUAUCCCACAAAAUGAAUUUAAGGGUUCUAUAUACAUUAUGUAUACAUUUUUUUAACAUUCAUACGUCAUUAUCUAAAGAAUCAAUCACCAACCGUCAAUUAAAAGUUUUUUUUUUUUUUUUAAGUUAUCAGAAGUGGUUCUUUUUCUGUGAGAGUGUUGCUGCCUCGGACUCAAGUUUUCCAUGAUGGUGAUAAUGCUGUAGCAUUCUGCACUAGCGCGGAUACUCCUCAAUCCAGAAACACAGAAAUUUGUGAAUUUCUGACAGACAUUAACAGAACUUAGAAUUAACAGAAGAUGUGCACAAUCUACAUAAAUGCUAUUUUUUAAGAUGUUUCUGAUUUUACUCUUUGCCUGAACCACCCAAAGAACUAUUUUUGCUGUAGGAAAAUAAGGCUGAAGAUGAACACAGUACCUGCUAUGAACCUCCAAACACUGGGCCAUCUGGAAAAUGCAGCACAAUAGACUGGUGCCUGCCUGUGGUGAUGGAUUUUUUGAGGCCAAAGCAAAGCUUUUGUAACAAAAUACAAAGCUGUUAAACUCUGCUCACAUGUUCUCUCUUCGCUAAAACAAUGUAAAAGAUUGAGGAAUACCUCCCUCCUCAGGCUGAUUAUAGCUGUUUGAGGUUCACACUAGUUGUGCUUCCCAGUGGCUCUCGCUGUUUCUUGAUUUUGAAAUAAAAAUGAUAUGCUGUUG